GAUUGUUUUCGCCGUUGCACACAGUCGUCGCUUUACACGCAUGUGGUUGUUAUGCUUCUGUAAUCCGGUUUUGGUAAUACGUUGCAGAAAUAUUUAGCUACAUACUGUCGAAAUGAAGCUAUUAACGCAUAACAUGCUAACGUCACACGUGAAAGGGGUGACUAAAGGAUACCCACUCAAUAUUAAGGCUACAGAGGUCAAAGUGAAUGAGGUGGACUUCAAUGCUCAGUUCGUGACCCGGAUGAUACCAAAGCUGGAGUGGGGACCCUUGAUCCAGGCGGCAGAAGUGCUCGGACAUUCCCAAGACCUGCCCAGCACCCUCAUACCAAACUAUGAAAACGAUGAAGAUUUUCUGCGCAAAGUUCACAGAAUCCUGCUGGAGGUUGAGGUUAUAGAGGGAUCUUUACAGUGCCCGGAGUCUGGCAGAGAAUUCCCCAUCUCCAAAGGUGUUCCCAACAUGUUACUCAAUGAAGACGAAUGAUGGCGGACGCUAUUACAGCCUGCUUACUGUUAUCAAAUUCUGACAGCUGCCCAGACAAAAGGUUUAUACUAUGUACUGAACCAUGUUUGUUAACACAAAUUGAUUUCCUGUUAAUUGUACUUUUCUUGUUUCUACCAUUCUGUUAUGUACUAUAUAAAGUAAUAAAUAAAUAUGUAUUUGUUUAUUGCUUAA
Triplophysa dalaica is the source of this 673-nucleotide messenger RNA. RefSeq names its product tRNA methyltransferase activator subunit 11-2 (gene trmt112). The coding region runs from base 113 to 481 and encodes 122 amino acids. Lineage: Eukaryota; Metazoa; Chordata; Actinopteri; Cypriniformes; Nemacheilidae. Gene Ontology annotation, molecular function: protein heterodimerization activity. The transcript is spliced from 4 exons. Gene Ontology annotation, biological process: tRNA methylation; rRNA (guanine-N7)-methylation; peptidyl-glutamine methylation. The record is from RefSeq and is a predicted model, not a curated record.